Molecule: messenger RNA, 631 nt
Organism: Nicotiana attenuata
Lineage: Eukaryota; Viridiplantae; Streptophyta; Magnoliopsida; Solanales; Solanaceae
Product: E3 ubiquitin-protein ligase RHA1B-like
Exons: 1
Coding region: 86-445 (119 amino acids)
Biological process (GO): protein ubiquitination
Molecular function (GO): ubiquitin protein ligase activity; zinc ion binding
Source: RefSeq, a predicted model, not a curated record
CGUACUAACAAUUCUGGGUUUUAUCAGAAAGUUCAUUUGCACGCUUUUCACAGUUCUGGGUCUAGGAGAUUUCCUCGAACCCGAAAUGCCAUUCCCGACCCGACCCGAAUCUCACUCGGAGCUCCACUCAGUGUCAGCAACGUUGAUCCGUGAGCUGUUGCCGGUCGUUAAGUUCUCUGAACUUGUUGACCCGCCGGAGAGCUGUGCCGUUUGCUUGUAUGAAUUUGAUGGGGAUGAUGAGAUCCGACGGCUCACAAAUUGCCGACAUAUAUUCCACCGGAGCUGUUUGGACCGUUGGAUGGACCAUGAUCAGAAGACUUGUCCACUUUGCCGUACGCCGUUUAUUCCCGACGAUAUGCAAGAUAGUUUUAAUGAGAGAUUAUGGUUGGCUUCCGGCAUUUCCGAUUUUUACGGCGAGUAUUCUCCGGUCGCUGCCGGUUUGUAGCACUACUGAUUUUUAUUUUUCCCGGUGGUUGGGAUUUGAUAAUGUAAAAUGUAUAUACUACAAGAGAAAGAAAAGAAAAAAGAUGAGGGUGGAAAAGAGAAAAAAAAAAUUACUCCUAUUUGUAUAGUGUACAAUUUUGAGACUAUGGAAUGAAAAUCGAUAGUUUAAAUUUUCAUUUUUCGUGAA